CUUCCUCGGCGCUCGCUCGGCUCCAUUUUACACAAAGAUCCCCCACAAGUGGAGACAAGAUGGCGUCCAGCGCUCUGAUCAAAGUGAAGAUCCAGAGGAGCAUACCGGCCAAAGGCGAUGAAGGAUCCGUCGAGGGUUCAGCGGGCAGCAACGGGGCUGUGGAGGAGAGCAAGGAGUCAAGUGAUUCAGGACAGCAGAAUGAUAAGCGCAAGGAGAAGACCGUAAAGAAAACAAGUCGCUUUGAACCCUAUAAUCCACAGAAACGGUAUAGAGCAUUCAUCUCCAAUAUUCCCUUUGAUGUCAAGUGGCAGUCGCUGAAAGAUCUAGUAAAGGAAAAAGUUGGUGAGGUAACAUACGUGGAGCUCUUAAUGGACGAUGAAGGAAAGUCAAGGGGAUGUGCUUCUGUGGAGUUUAAACAGGAGGACAGCAUGAAGAAAGCUGUACAAGUUCUUAACAAGCAUGUUCUCAAUGGAAGACCAUUAAAAGUCAAGGAAGAUCCUCAUGGAGAGCGUUUAAGAAGAGCUGCACAAAGCAUUGUCUCUCAGGGCUCAAUAGGCAUGAGUGGUCAAGGUCCAAUGGGCAUGGGUGGUCCAGGGCCCAUGGGUAUGGGAGGUCCAGGGCCCAUGGGAAUGCCUGGACCAAUGGGUAUGGGCGGUCCCGGACCGUUAGGAAUGGGUCCUGGUCCAGCUGGUGGCAACAUGAAUAUCCCAGCCAGCAUUCUCAACAACCCUAACAUUCCUGUUGAUGUGAUCCACGCCUUGCAGUCAGGAAGGCUUGGGAGCACAGUCUUUGUUGCAAAUCUUGAUUACAGCGUGGGAUGGAAGAAGCUGAAGGAAGUAUUUGGCAUUGCUGGAACUGUGAUGCGAGCCGAUAUAUUGGAAGAUAAGGACGGAAAGAGCAGAGGGAUUGGCACAGUUACCUACGAACAGGCAAUUGAGGCAGUCCAGGCAAUCUCUAUGUUCAAUGGCCAGCUGUUAUUUGACAGACCUAUGAUGGUGAAAAUGGAUGAUAAAGCCAUGCCAAAAGGAGACAUGUUCCCUGCUGAUCGCCCUCCACAACUUCCACGUGGUCUUGGAGGCAUUGGGAUGGGUCUAGGUCCUGGUGGCAUACCGUUGGAUGCCAACAAUUUAAGAGGUUCAGGUGGAGGUCCUGGUGGUUUGGGCAUGGAUUCCAUGAGCUAUGGAAUGAACAAAAUAGGUCUUGAAGGACCUCCUAUUGGUGGAAAUGGCGGUCUGAACAGAUAUGGAUCAGGAAUGGGACUUGGCAGAAUGAAUCCUGACAUUGACCGUGGAUUGACAGCUGGCUUUGACAGAAAUGAACUGAGUUCCUUAUCCAGAGGUUACAGUGACCCUAUUGAUAGAGGGUUAGGUUCUGGAGCAAGCAGUCUUGGUUCCACCAUUGAACGACUGAGCUCAGCCAUGGGGAGAGGGGGUGUAGACAGAGUAGGAUCAGACAUUGACCGAAUGGGGCUUGUCAUGGAUCGCAUGGGUCCUAGUUCAGAUAGGAUUGGCUCUGGUAUUGGUUCUUUAGGAAUGGAUAUAUCCACCAGCAUUGAUAGAAUUGUAGCUUCUAGUUUAGACCGCAUGAGUACUGGUAUUGGCUAUGGUGUGGACAGAAUGGGCUCUAAUAUGGAUAGAGUUGGCUCAAGCAUAGACAGAAUGGGGUCCAAUUUGGAUCGUAUUGGCUCUGGUAUAGAUAGAGUUGGUGUUGGAAUGGACCGUUUGGGUUCCUCAUCACUGGAUAGAAUGGGUUCAGGACUAGAUCGUAUGGGGCCUGUUAUGGACCGAUUACCACCAGUUGACCGCUUAAGUGCUAAUUCUUUGGGCAGGGUUGGGUUAGAUCGCAUUGGCUCAAGCUCUUUGGACAGAAUGGGUGCAGGUCUGGGGAUUGGUUCUAGCAUGGGAUUAGGGAUGGGUUCAAAUUUUGACAGGCCUAUGGACAUGGACCACAACAAGUUUGGAAGCAACUUUGGAGGAUCCUUUGGAGGAACUGGCAAUUCUCGUCCAGGUGCAAUGCCCCGGAAGGGAUGUCAAAUCUUUGUUCGAAAUUUGUCUUUUGACUGCACAUGGAAAAUGUUGAAAGACAAGUUCAACGAUUGUGGCCAUGUUGUGUAUGCUGAUAUAAAGAUGGAAAAUGGGAAAUCCAAAGGCUGUGGUGUGGUGAAAUUUGAAAGCCCAGAAGUAGCUGAAAGAGCAUGCCGCAUGAUGAAUGGAACCAAACUUGGAGGAAGAGAAAUUGAUGUCCGAAUGGACAGAAAUGCGUAGAUGGGGCUUUCUUUAUAGCCUUUGUUAGACUUUUUUUUUUCCUCACUUUUUUUAUGUAAGAAUCGCUGCUAUAGAGGCAGACAUGUUCCCACUAUGUUUAAUUUUUGUUUUAUUUCCCAGUUUAAAUUUUAUUGUGACCAGUGUGCACAUAUUUUGUAGUUGUAAAAGUAUGUUCAUUUUUGUGAAACUACAGAAAUAAAAAAAUACAUUUUUAAAAAGUUUCUUUAAAUUGUCAAUAUCAUAAAUGACCUGACCAUCAGCAUGUCUCUAGCUUUAUAUUUUGUAUCAUUUAAUCAUAUGCAUGGUUAGGUUUCAAUUAAAAUAUUAAAUUUAUCAU
Molecule: messenger RNA, 2601 nt
Organism: Pelobates fuscus (common spadefoot toad)
Lineage: Eukaryota; Metazoa; Chordata; Amphibia; Anura; Pelobatidae
Gene: HNRNPM
Product: heterogeneous nuclear ribonucleoprotein M
Exons: 16
Coding region: 60-2264 (734 amino acids)
Cellular component (GO): cytoplasm; nucleus
Molecular function (GO): mRNA binding
Source: RefSeq, a predicted model, not a curated record